Nannospalax galili (Upper Galilee mountains blind mole rat) is the source of this 1694-nucleotide messenger RNA. RefSeq names its product high mobility group AT-hook 1 (gene Hmga1). Gene Ontology annotation, molecular function: DNA binding; transcription coregulator activity. Gene Ontology annotation, cellular component: chromatin; nucleus. The record is from RefSeq and is a predicted model, not a curated record. The coding region runs from base 306 to 629 and encodes 107 amino acids. Gene Ontology annotation, biological process: regulation of DNA-templated transcription. The transcript is spliced from 6 exons. NCBI's taxonomy places the organism in Eukaryota, Metazoa, Chordata, Mammalia, Rodentia, Spalacidae.
CCCCCCGGUGACAAGGCUGGCGCGGGCGGGCCCGUCCCCCCUGCCCCUGGGUCGCUCUUUUUAAGCUCCCCUGAGCCGGGGCUGCGCUCCUCUAAUUGGGACUCCGAGCCGGGGCUAUUUCUGGCGCUGGCGCAACUCCAAGAAGGCAUCCGCAUUCGCGACCAGCGGCGGCGGCGGCAGAGCCAGGCCGGUCCUCUGCGUCCAGCACCGUCGCUCCCGGCAGCCGCGAGCGCGCACCGCAGGCCGGCGUCCGAGCGCGCGCAUCCCAGCUGCCACUCCUCACCAGCUCCAUAGAGAGGAGGAAGAUGAGCGAGUCAGGCUCGAAGUCCAGCCAGCCCUUGGCCUCUAAGCAAGAAAAGGAUGGAACCGAGAAGCGAGGCCGGGGCAGGCCACGCAAGCAGCCUCCGGUGAGUCCUGGGACAGCGCUGGUAGGGAGUCAGAAGGAGCCCAGCGAAGUGCCGACCCCUAAGAGACCUCGGGGCCGACCAAAGGGGAGCAAAAAUAAGGGCGCCACCAAGACCCGGAAAACGACCACAGCUCCAGGAAGGAAACCAAGGGGCAGACCCAAAAAACUGGAGAAGGAGGAAGAAGAAGGCAUCUCACAGGAAUCCUCAGAGGAGGAGCAGUGACCGUGCAGUGCCGCCUGCUCCCUGGCCAGCAAGGAGCAGCUUUCCCCUGGGACUGGACGCUCGGAUCCCAGGCCCCUUCCUGCCCCCACCGCACACUACCACACCAGCUGCAGGCUCUGCGGCACCUCCCCACCCCUGUGCUCCUGGGGAGCAGGUCUUCUGGCUUAGUCUGGUGCCCUCCCCACAAGCACACUUGCCCUCUUCCCGACAAGGCUAACAUCCCAUGUAGCCGCAGCCUGUCCUGCUGCAUUCCUCCCUUGGGCUCUUGGUUUGGGGGCCCCUUCUGCCCUCCUGCUGUUCCUGGGAGCACCCCCUGGCCUUAAGGGGCCCCAGCCCCAUCUCAUUCUCACAAGACCCAUUGGCUGAGCUGGCCACAACAGCAGGUACAGCCAGUGCAGGGCAUGCUUAGGUCCCAGGAUGCCCCCAACCAAACUGUCACCAGUGGGACUGUCAGCCACUUCCACCCCACCUUACCUAGUUCCCGCACUAGGUGGGACGAGCACCUUGGGCUAUAGGAAGUAGUGUGGCAGGUGUGGGCUGCACCCAUCAUGCCCUUACCUGGGAUCUGGUACCUAGCUAAGUGACAGAUGGACCUGAGACAGGCUGGGAGGCUCCCUUCCCUCCAGUGGGGCACUAACAGAGCUAGCCCUGCCCCCCUCCCCACCCCCCAAGGUUCUGGUUCAUCUUUUCCUCUGUUCACAAACUACCUCUGGACAGUUGUGUUUGUUUUUUGUUCAAUGUUCAUUCUUAGACACCCACCAUUGCUGCUACCAGCGCCAAACGUUCAUCCUCACCCCCUCCCCUGCAUUCUCCUCCCCUCAGAUACACUAGGGGAAGGGGGGCACAGCAGGCCGGGUUACUGACCACCCCAGGGAAAGUGGGGCCUUACCCCUUGGAUGCUGCAGCAGAGUGAGGAGGGGGACCCAUUCUGAUUGGAAAGGGUGUAGAAGUCACCUCCCCUGCUUCUGGGGUGGGGUGGUGGCUGUUGGUCCCAGCCUGGGGUUCCCCCUCUGGUUUCCUAUUUGCAGUUACUUGAAUAAAAAAAAUAGCCUUUUCUGGACUGAA